Mixia osmundae IAM 14324 is the source of this 1344-nucleotide messenger RNA. RefSeq lists its product as uncharacterized. Gene Ontology annotation, molecular function: carbamoyl-phosphate synthase (glutamine-hydrolyzing) activity. Bases 1 to 1344 code for a protein of 447 amino acids. The record is from RefSeq and is a predicted model, not a curated record. Lineage: Eukaryota; Fungi; Basidiomycota; Mixiomycetes; Mixiales; Mixiaceae. The transcript has 6 exons. Gene Ontology annotation, cellular component: carbamoyl-phosphate synthase complex; cytoplasm. Gene Ontology annotation, biological process: L-arginine biosynthetic process; 'de novo' pyrimidine nucleobase biosynthetic process; L-glutamine metabolic process.
AUGCUCAGCUUGUUGCGCACGUCUUCUUGUGCUACCCGAAGGACGCUAGCCGCUCCUUCUUGGCGCGCUCGCCGUAGCUUAGCCACCGUCACCAACGAUUUGACUUUCCAACCUCGAGCGAACAAUCAGACGGUCGUCUCGACAGACGGUCAGCCGGCUAGCCUGCACCUCAAGACAGGUCAGAGCUUCCAUGGCAAAUCCUUUGGCGCGCCCAAGUCUGCCUUUGGGGAGACCGUCUUCAGCACAAGUAUCACAUCCUAUACAGAGUCGAUGACGGACCCGUCCUACCGUGCUCAACUGCUCGUCUUCACCACGCCGCUCAUCGGCAACUAUGGCGUGCCCAAGAAUGUCGCGCCCAGUCACGAUAGGGGCCCGAACAUGCUCCUCGAAGCACCGGGCGUACAGUGCGCAGGCGUCAUCGUCGCCGAUCUGGCGCUCAAGUACUCGCACUACCAAGCAGUAGAGAGCUUGUCCGAGUGGUGCCUUCGCUGGGGCGUACCCGGCAUCACCGGCGUCGAUACUCGCGCAAUCACUUGCUUGCUACGUGAUCAAGGUACCACGCUCGGUCAGCUAGCGAUCGGCGCAGACAGUCACAUCCCUCCUGCUAGUCCGGAGGAUUUCUGGGACCCCGCAAAGGAGAAUCUGGUCGCCCAGGUCUCGACUCGAGAGGCCUACACGCUCAAUCCAGAGGGCGACGUCCAUAUUGCUCUGCUUGAUUAUGGCGCCAAGGCCAAUAUUGCUCGCUCGCUCGUCAAGAGGGGCGCCAAAGUCACUGUCUUGCCUUGGAACACCGACGUGUGGGCCAUCAAGGAUCAGUUCGAUGGUCUCUUCCUCUCCAACGGUCCGGGCGAUCCCGGUCACUGCAUGGAAUCUGUGCAUCACGUCCGCAAGAUGAUCCAAGAUUGGAACAAGCCCAUUUUUGGCAUCUGCAUGGGCAACCAGAUCAUUGGAUUGUCUGCCGGUCUCGAAGCCUACCGCAUGCGAUUUGGCAAUCGAGGACACAAUCAGCCCGCGCUCGCACUGGCCAAUCAUCGCAGCAUCAAAGCCGGACGCAUCUACGUGACAUCUCAGAAUCAUCAAUACGCUCUCAGGCUCGUAGAUCCCUUCCCAGAUGGCUGGGAGCCAUGGUUCAUCAAUGCCAAUGCAGAUUCUUCGGUGGAAGGCGUGCGAUCAAAGGACGGCCGAGUUGCUUGCGUCCAGUUCCAUCCUGAAUCAGCAGGCGGUCCUCUAGACACGAUCGAGAUGUUCACCGACUUUUUGACCGAUUGCCGAGCUGCCAAGUCGGCCUCUGGUCAGCCUGCGCUCAAAUCUCGUUCAUCUCGCGCCGCACAAGCGUCGUUGUAA